Babesia microti strain RI is the source of this 489-nucleotide messenger RNA. RefSeq lists its product as hypothetical. Lineage: Eukaryota; Apicomplexa; Aconoidasida; Piroplasmida; Babesiidae. Bases 1 to 489 code for a protein of 162 amino acids. The transcript is spliced from 5 exons. The record is from RefSeq and is a predicted model, not a curated record.
AUGCUUGUUAAAGUAACAAAACAUAAUUUUCUAACCGUACUAUUUAUUAUUACACACUCAAAUAUCCAAAAUGUUAGUUGCCAUAGCACUUGUGAUCACAAUCGUAGUUCUAUACCUACUAAUAAUUAUGAAGAAAAAAUCAUCCCGGUCGGAAGGCCAAGGGGAUUCGGAUUGGAGCGGAGACCUAUCUUACUUUCCAAAGACAAAACUGCUAUUCAAGAAGAUGACCUCAAAACUGAUUCUCUCGAAAUCGAUCACGAAGAAGAUAGCACCCAAAACGCCGAGGAAAGAUUAGACUCUCUAGAUGCAGAUGAUUCCACCGACGAAUUGACCUUGGAACAUAAGGAGGGAGAAUUUGUUCAACAAAAGCACGAUAAAUUAGCUGAAGAAUUAAGUGAUGAAAAUCCACAAUUAAUGAUAAUUAUGGAUGAGUUGGUCCAAUUAUCAAUUUCUUUGCGUGAUAUAACGCAUAAAAUUGAAAAGUUGUGA